Molecule: messenger RNA, 249 nt
Organism: Miscanthus lutarioriparius
Lineage: Eukaryota; Viridiplantae; Streptophyta; Magnoliopsida; Poales; Poaceae
Source: the annotation of a GenBank genome assembly
AUGUCUCAUUUCAUGGAGUUGUUUGGAGGUGGACGGGCGAGGAGUAGGCUUCAAGGUGCCCACAGCAACCACAUUGGUUCUGAGCACGGCGUUGUUCCAGAUCUAGUUGGUGAGCUCAGAGGGUUCCCACUGAUCCCUUGCUCGGAUUGGGGUCUUGCUCGGAUGGUGGAGGGGCGGACCUUGAAGGAUGGUGACAACCAUGGCCGACUCUACUUCAAGUGUGCUAGGAAUGGGGUGAGUUCUUUGUAG